Molecule: messenger RNA, 2057 nt
Organism: Platichthys flesus (European flounder)
Lineage: Eukaryota; Metazoa; Chordata; Actinopteri; Pleuronectiformes; Pleuronectidae
Gene: chid1
Product: chitinase domain containing 1
Exons: 12
Coding region: 249-1418 (389 amino acids)
Biological process (GO): carbohydrate metabolic process
Cellular component (GO): extracellular region
Molecular function (GO): oligosaccharide binding; chitin binding
Source: RefSeq, a predicted model, not a curated record
ACGCCCAACUCGGCUCCAGAAACACGUUGGACUGAGUUGUCAGUGAAUCCGGCGCCAGUCGUUUGUUAUAAGUUCGUGUUAACUCGGUCCGUCGGGACGAGGGGAGCCGGUGUGGCUCGUUGUUCUGUGUGAUUCCAGAGACCAUGCUGCCUUUUGAUCAGUCAGUCCGGGAGGAAGCUGCAAACCUGCAGAGCUGAGCUACAACCCACCGAUUACUCUGAGGGAUCAUUUCACUGCCUCCAUCAGACAUGAGAGCCACGUUAGUGCUGCUGCAGCUCGUCUCCUGCUGCUGCUGCCUGGUCAGCGCCACUCUCUCAAAGACUGAUGCCAGGAAGUCUCACAAAUCUGAGGCCCAGAGUCAGACGUCUGCAGCUGAGCUAUCUGUGCUGGACAGAGGCCUGGUAGUGUCGGACCCGCAGUGGAAAGACAUCGUGAAGGAGGAGAAGAGACACGCUGCUCUCAUCAAGAGAACCUUUCCAGGAGCGGUGCUGGGAUAUGUCACACCUUGGAAUUCUCACGGUUAUGACGUGGCCAAAACGUUCGGCCCCAAACUGACCUCAGUGUGUCCGGUGUGGCUUCAGCUCCGCCGACGAGGACAUGAGACCUUUGACGUCACGGGGAUCCACGAUCACGACACGGGAUGGGUCAAAGCUGUGCGCAAGUCCAACAAAAAAAUCAGGAUGGUGCCCCGGCUGUUAUUCGACGGCUGGUCUUACCAGGACUACAUGAGCGUGCUGGGGAGCGAGGAGGAGAUAGAGGAGCUGGGCAGUGAGCUGGUGGAUGUUGCGAAGACUGAAGGAUUUGACGGCUUCACCUUGGAGCUGUGGAGCCAGCUGGGCGGCAACAAAAGAAAGGAGCUGGUGCAUUUAGUGAAACACAUCUGUGAGACGUUGAAGGCUAAAAGAUUGGACUGCAUCCUCGUCAUCCCUCCUGCAGUGACAAGUGAGGGGCAGCCAGGUAUGUUCGGCAGGGAGGAGUUUGAACAGCUGGCUCCAGUGGUCGAUGGAUUCAGCCUCAUGACGUACGACUACUCCAGCGGUUCCAGGCCAGGGCCGAGCGCUCCGCUGGCCUGGGUGAGAGACUGUGUUCUCCAGCUGGCACCCGACACCCAGUGGAGGCAGAAGAUCCUGUUGGGACUGAAUAUGUACGGACUGGAUUUUGGAAGUCAGGGAACAGAGCCCAUCCUGGGAGGAAGGUUCAUUGAGCUCCUGCGAGAACACAGGCCCAAGCUUCUGUGGGAUGAGUAUUCUGCAGAGCAUUACUUCACUUACAGAAGGAGCAAUGCAGCUAAACAUGUGGUUUACUAUCCUACACUGAAGUCAAUCUACCUUAGAAUGUCUUUAGCCUCUGAACUGGGAACUGGAAUUUCCUUAUGGGAACUGGGACAAGGACUGGAUUACUUCUAUGAUCUCCUAUGAGAGCGUGAACUUGUGAGUGAAGACUGAGGCACCUCAUCACGAGGAUUUCCUUUCUCUGGAACACGGUGCACCAGAAACACUCUCGCUGGUGCCGAUAUAAUUUUUCUUUUUUCCCCCCGAGCAACGGAAAAUGAAAUGAAGCCUGAAAUGAGCCGCUAACAGGUUUUAUUCUAUACUCGACCAGUCAUGAAAGUUUUAACAAGUUCUGCCUUCAUGAGUGAUACAUGGAUUUGUUUAUUAAAACGGUACAAGCAGCAGCCAAUAGGUACUUCAGUAUGUUUUCUUCCUGUUAUUCUGUGAUGGCGUGUAAAUGAAAUCUACUUGUACAGUUCAGUGCAAUAUCUCCAUCCAGCACAAGGAGCAUGACCAUCAGUCUGUACAAAAUUUGAAUGAAUCAAUAAGCAUCUGCUCCUCAAAAAAAGUUUUCUCUGUUUCUGUUGUUUUAAAUCUUCAGAUCAAAAUGUUCAAUUCUGCAUAUUUUAAUAGAUUUUUAACGACAGCAUUGACAAGUGAUGAAGUUGUAUUUACAGUGUGAGAAGACGUCUGUACUGACUCGGCAUCUUCCAGUAUUGGUCCGAGAUGAAUGUUUGUUCAAUGACUUGAAUAUAAAUGUGAAACAAUAAGCUGUUGUGCUCCUGA